AUGGCCGAAGAAUGGGAGGAAGUUUGUCGGAGAAAACAAACAACAAAUGGUGGUCAUUUAAGCCACUUAACCAACAUCUAUGUAGCAGGAUUUCAUGGGGGAACAAAGAAGUCGGAGCUCUGGUCACUUUUCUCAAAACAUGGCCAUGUAGCAGAUGUUUAUAUGGGGAAUAAGAGAGAUAACAAGAAAAUGAACUUUGCAUUUGUAAGGUUCAAAGGAGUGGGAGAUGAGAAAGAACUGGAAGACAAACUACAAGGAACCACGUUGAAGGAGAGACCUCUCAUUAUCAACCUAUCCCGACAUCCAAGGAAGUCGCCGAAUCUGCAACAGACCCAUCUAAAACGUAAUAUCGUCAGAGUGGCCCCACCCCCACUAAAGUCGGGUAUUAGGGAUGGUAGAUCUUUCGCACAUGUCGCCUCUGGAAGAGAAAACAAUAUUCAAAUGUCGCCAAUAACCAUAAACUCAGCAACGGUCAUGAAUGAAUGGUUAAAGAAAGCGGAUCAACACGAAAUCCCAUAUGAAAGAACCGCAUGGCUUAAAAUUUUAGGGGUUCCUCUACGCCUGUGGGACGAAGAGAACUUUAACAUCAUCGACGGUCGUUUUGGUAGGAUUGUAUCUCCGUUCAAUAAACUGUACACAAGACGCGACUUUUCAAUGGAAAAGGUUAGCGUUCUCACGUCGGAACGGAAAUGGAUCAAUACGGAAGUCACUGUCGUGGCGGAUGGUAAGACAUACAAGAUUGGCGUAGUGGAAUACACAGAUGACUGGUCUCCAUUUCUUCCCGCCCCAUUUGAUAAGGUUGAUGAGGAAUCAGGCGAAGAAGGAGAAGAGGUUGUGGAUGAUUCUAGCGAAAAUGAUGAGGAAGAAGAUGGUAUAUCGGAUACAUGGAUGGGUGACCAGUAUGACGAUACAGAAGAAGGAGAAAUAAGGUCGGAACCAUCACGGAUUAACAGUCCGGUGAGGCAUGAAUCUGAUGCCGGCGGGUGGACGAAAGAUUUCACUCCGUCAAUCAUGGGGAAGAAGGAAACAAUUAUUGAUAAUUCCCAAAGUGGUGAUACCCCCAAUGGUGAAAAAACGAUUGGAAUCCCCAAGAAAACAACUGAUGGAACCGUACUCAAGGCAUUAACUCCCCCAAAGUCGUUCAAAUUCCAGUCUAAGACAGCUGAUAAAUGCAACACUGACCAUGUUCCUAUUGGGUCAACUAGCCCACUUACACAUGGAAGACUGGAGAAUUUAGUCCCUUCCGGUUGUUUUGGACCCUUCCCAUGUUUGAACCCAAAUAUUGUUGGCCCACCAGCGAAAAAAAGGAAAAGAUCGGAUGUUGACGCCGUUAACAUCUUGGACCUCAUAUUCUCUCCGCCUGCAAAGCAGGUCGAUGUCCUCCAUCAUUCAGAAAAUACCAUCGCAGGAGUUCCGAUGACGCAUACAACGAACCCCCCAGAUCACACUAGCAACCUAGUGAGUGAUAACCCUUCCGUCCCUACUAAGGAUCGAAGAGACCAUGUCGAUUGCUCGAAACCAAACGAGUAUGCUCAGAUUGCAGAAAUUGGGGCUUUGGUCGGUUCUCAAAUUGAAGCUGAUAACAACAUACUCGCGUCUGUUGUUGGUGAAAAAGGUGUACACGACUGUUACCCAUGA
Molecule: messenger RNA, 1638 nt
Organism: Lactuca virosa
Lineage: Eukaryota; Viridiplantae; Streptophyta; Magnoliopsida; Asterales; Asteraceae
Source: the annotation of a GenBank genome assembly